UGAUGCUCCCAACUGAUUGUAUAUAAAAAGCAGGUUCACAUAAAAUAUCAUACCACUUCAGUGAGGCUAUCGCUUUAAAAACAAGUGAAAAUGAAAAUCCAAAUGCUAAUAGCAGUUCUCUUCGCUGUACUUGCGCUGGUUAAAGGCGUACCAGUGCCUGGUGGCGGCGGUGGCGGCGGCGGUGGUGGUGGUGGUCGUGGUUGCAAUUGUGAACGCGGUGGCGGUGGUGGAGGAGGUGGCGGCGGCGGUGGCGGCUGGGGUAAUGGCCCCGGUGGCCCAGGCGGUCCUGGUGCCCCGGAUUGUGUGCGCCCGUCGUGGAUGCCACCUUGCCCGCCAUAAAUCAAUGAAAUUUUCAUAGGCAUCAUACCAAAUUCAUUAGCUCAAUCCUACCUCUGCAUCAGACUAAAUUAUACACAAAUGGAAUAUAAGAUCCUUGAACCUGUAUAUGUAUUUA
Molecule: messenger RNA, 454 nt
Organism: Ceratitis capitata (Mediterranean fruit fly)
Lineage: Eukaryota; Metazoa; Arthropoda; Insecta; Diptera; Tephritidae
Product: glycine-rich RNA-binding protein 1-like
Exons: 2
Coding region: 91-339 (82 amino acids)
Source: RefSeq, a predicted model, not a curated record